CUGUAAGAUUCUAUGAUGCGAUGUGGACAUUGUGCUUCUCUCUGCUGUUCCAGAUCGUGUUCUACGAGGAGAGGAACUUCCAAGGCCGACACUAUGAGUGUUCCUCCAACGAGUGCCCCGACAUGUACACUUACUUCACCCGCUGUAACUCCAUCCGUGUGGAGAGCGGCACCUGGGCGUGUUACGAGCGCUCCAACUUCAUGGGCUACAUGUAUGUGUUAACCAGGGGAGAGUAUCCGGACUCCAGUCGCUGGAUGGGCUUUAACGACUGCAUCAGAUCCUGUCGCUCCAUCCGUGUGGCCAGGAGUGGGGUCCACAAAAUGAGGGCGUUCGAGAGGCCCGAGUUCGGGGGUCAGUCCGUGGAGUUCAUGGACGACUGCCCCAACCUGCAGGAUUGCUUCCCCUCCCGCGAGAUCCAGGCCUGCAGCGUGACGGACGGCACCUGGGUCUUCUAUGAGCAGCCCAACUACAGGGGGAGGCAGUACCUGCUGGAGCGGGGGGAAUACAGACGCUACACUGACUGGGGAGCCCCCAACCCCAGGGUUGGUUCCUUCCGCCGGGUCCUGGAAGAUUAAACUCCAACCC
This is a messenger RNA of Callorhinchus milii (elephant shark), 585 nucleotides long. RefSeq names its product gamma-crystallin S-1-like. Gene Ontology annotation, biological process: visual perception; lens development in camera-type eye. The record is from RefSeq and is a predicted model, not a curated record. The transcript has 2 exons. Lineage: Eukaryota; Metazoa; Chordata; Chondrichthyes; Chimaeriformes; Callorhinchidae. Gene Ontology annotation, molecular function: structural constituent of eye lens. Bases 21 to 575 code for a protein of 184 amino acids.